This is a messenger RNA of Prorocentrum cordatum, 732 nucleotides long. The record is from the annotation of a GenBank genome assembly. Lineage: Eukaryota; Dinophyceae; Prorocentrales; Prorocentraceae.
GCGCUGUCCGUGGAGGGCGCGGCGGCCCAGAAGAGGGCGUGGGGCUGGGAUGACCACGCGGACGCGACCGAGACCGAGGAGGCGGAGGCGGAGCGGCUCGGCGUGUGGGCGCCCAGAGCCAAGAAGCCGGUCUGCGGCGAGGAGUGCAGAGUAGACGUGUUGGUGCACCAGCGGGACGCCCCAACGAGGCGCAUCGCGGUCACGCAGGUCAACCGUGGCCGCCUCGGCAACCACCUCUUCCAGUGGGCGGCGCUGCUCUCGAUUGCCAAGGAGGGGGGCUUCGAGGUCGUCGUCCGCGGCCUGAAGUACAAGCCGAAGGACACGGCGCAGAUGCGCGGUCUCGCCUCGCUGGUCUGGGAGCCGCAGGACUACGCCACGUUGGAGCAUCGGCCCAACCUGUGCCACGUCUGGGACCAGACCCCGAUCGUCGUGGACACUGGCCUGCCGCGCCUGAGCGUGUGGACAGGCUGGGGCCAGGAGAAGGGCACCGCACACGUCCCCACGGGGAUCGACCCAAAGCCGGGGCAGAACUGGGCAAAGCUGUGGGCCGACGCCAUGGUCAACACCACGCUGCCCGACGGCACGCUGUGCGAGACCUGGGAGCUCGACGGCUUCUUCCAGGACCAGUGGUUCUUCAUGGAGCACAUGGACCUUGUGAGGGAGGCGUUCUGGCACCAGCCUACGGCAGAGCAGGCGGCAGACAUCCUGAAGUGGCUCAUGUAUAACGAAAAG